Hypoxylon fragiforme is the source of this 3858-nucleotide messenger RNA. RefSeq lists its product as uncharacterized. Lineage: Eukaryota; Fungi; Ascomycota; Sordariomycetes; Xylariales; Hypoxylaceae. Gene Ontology annotation, molecular function: histone binding; protein heterodimerization activity. Gene Ontology annotation, cellular component: nucleus. The transcript has a single exon. The record is from RefSeq and is a predicted model, not a curated record. The coding region runs from base 242 to 3388 and encodes 1048 amino acids.
GGUACCUACAUGUAUUUAUCCAUCUUUUAUUGACAAUGCGCGCGUUCAUCCACAUCAAAGCCCAAAACCCCGAGAAAUAUUAUGACCACCUAGCCUAGGUAGGUUUAUAGGUUAAUUCCCUUUUUAAUCGGAAUUACAUGUAUACUUUUAUGUAUUUCUGUUCUGUUGGCUUAAUAUCUUGCCAUCAAAGACAAUCUUCGACUCAUGUCGGCCAUACGGUUAUGGCAAAGUAACCAGAAUCAUGGAACCUCCGGCAAAGAAAAUGAAAUUUGGGCAGGUCCCUCUCAACAGCGAUGACGAAGAAGAAGCAAAUCUAGAUGAACUCUCUAUGAGUCCUACUCAAUUUGAUGCUAGGCAAGACCCUAUGUACGAACUCGAUAAGGGUAGGGCUAAGGCUGCGACAAGACUCAAGUCUGCAUUUGAACGUAUUUUCGAAAAGUACGAAAGGGAUUUCACCGACGUCGGCGAUGAGAUCGACUUGGAGACUGGUGAGGUGAUUAUUAACAAUGGUCAUCUUCAAUCUCUACAAGAUGAGAAGGAUCGUGCCCGAGAGGGCUCUGUUUCAAGUAACGAGGAGGAAAAACUCAUGAUAGGGAAAGGGAAAGACACUCAAUCAGUUGAUUCACGUUCUCAAUCCUUGCCUCGCGCCAAUUCAUUACCUCAACACACUCCCUCUCUUCCGUUGGAUGUUGGCUCAAAUCAAAUUGCUCCCACCGGCCUAGCAACGGGUUUUCAGCCACUGCCUCCGGGGAUGCCCUCAGAUCCAUUUGGGUUCCCGAAUCAAUUCACGAACCAAUUCAUGUUCGGGCCCCCUAUGCCUAUGGAGAGGCAUAUUGACCCGCUCUGGCAAAUUCCGGAAAUUCCAGUUCCCCUUCAUAUGGAUAGGUUUGGCUUUCUAAGUCAAUCUAUGGGCAUGGGGUAUCUGAACAUGCCUGGAUACGGUUAUGGAUUAAUGCCAGCAGAAGGAGCGUAUAGUAAUCGUCCACCGAACAACAUGUUUGGCCCUCAGAUGCCAAAAAGGCUUCCCGUCAAAAAGACACAGAUACGAAAGCCUCCACCUCGUGUAGCGGUAGCCCAAGAGGAUUCAGAAGAGGAUGAUCUUCUGCUAGGCGAGACGACGCAGGAAGCUCCCAAACCUGUAGUAUCGGGAAGCAAGAGGCCCUCAUCAUUAGUUGAGGUGACGGGGAAUGUGACAAGAACAGACCCAAAAACUGAUAUACAAACGACUACAGCUACAACUGAGCAUGAUUCACAAAAGCCACGGCGCAGGUCUCCCGCAAAGCCUAGGAAAGCGAUAUCGCCGUCAAAACUACCGAUGUCUAUGGAGACAACUAAUGACAACAUAAGUGCGCAAGAAAACUUGAAUAGUCAAAUGUCGGAGUUUGCAUCUGAAUCUGCUAUUGACGCGGUAGCUACCUGUGCAGCAGCUACAUCCACAUCACAUCCCUCAACGCCAGAAGAAUCUAUUUUAGCGAAGCAAAUUAUUACGAGAUUAGCUCAAAUUAAGACACAGACGGAAGGUUUAACUCCAGGGGAAUCCAAACUUCUCAAUGAUCAACAAAAGAAGUCUUCUGAGUUCUAUGGCCACUUCUCAUGGAUGAAUGGUCAUCAGCCAAUACCAGAAGCUACUGGUUCAUCAGACGACACUGAAAAUGUAGCCAAUGCAGCUUCGGGACCCAUAACUCUAGAGUCUGAUAAAUCCUCUGAACACACCAUACCUGACAAGUCUCUGCAUGAGAGAGACGUUAUUCAACCUGGACUGAACAUUGUACUUGAAGGAGGAGGGGGUGAAUACAAAGAGCCUAUCGAAAAAACCACCCAAGAGGUUACUGUACAGACCGCUACAGCCACAUUAGAUGAAAAAAUUCAGAUCGAGAAUUCGCUUGCAAUCUCGUGCGAGUGUACUGAAGAGAAUAAGGGGGUUGAGGUUGCUCCCGUGGAAUUCUCGCAUGCCGACUACGAUUCAACCGGUCCUUGCUCUAUAGACGAAAACCCGAGAGACUACUCCCCUUUGUUUUUUGAUGAUGAGUUUGGAAUGAAAGAGGCGGAACCUCUCGUCGAAGACAAUGAAAUACUCGUACAUGCCGAAAAUGAAUUAUCCCGGUUUUCCUUGGCCGGGGAAAACGAUCUCAGCAAGCCUCAGAGUUUGAGUCUGAACCGUUACUUCAACCACGAAGAUGAUCACAGUGUCAGCUUUCAAAGCAGUACCACUGAUUAUAUAGAUUUUGCGGCCGAUACUGAAACUACUUUCCAGGAUGCUGUGAACAACCAGAUACUCGGAGAUUUGGUGGAAGCGCAGAAGUCUGAUAUAGCGUCAGACGACAAGCAAGACCGGCGUCUGGACCCCCCUACAGAAAGAGAGCAAAAUAAAACAACUUUGCCGUCGCCAGUUGCCUCGCAGGAAGAGGCUCAGCCUAUCGAGGUCCAGCCUAUCGAGGUCCAGCCUAUCGAGGUCCAGCCUAUCGAGGUCCAGUCUGUUGAAGUCCAGCCUGUCGAGGUCGAUACUACGAAGUCAACCCUAGCCCUUAGUAACAUAGUAAACCCAAUAGCCUCUACUGAACCAGUUCCAAAUCCACAACCCUUGCCCGAAGAAAUUAUACCCCAGCCAACACCCGAACCAUCUGUGCCUCAGACAUCGACCAAACUGGCAUCAAACAGUAUGACCGACCUGGUUAUACGACCAGCGCAAGCACAUAUUGAGAGCACUCUGCCGAGCUUGGAGGAGAGACGACCCAAGAGCUCAAGCCCAUCGAAGAGUCGGCCACUGGUCCCUAGGACGCCAAAGAAAUACAAAGAAAAGGGUGCAGCCGCAGAGCCCCGAAGCGGUACCCACCGCACCCCGUCCCCCAAGAAGAAAUACGCCCUGGCCUCUUUAAUCUCGGACGACGAGGACGAGCUGAGCAUCCUGUCUUCAAGCGUCGUGCCAAGCCCCUUUUAUUCCAAGCCUAGCGGUUCCCACGCUAAAACUAACUAUUUACCACCCACCAUCCUAUCACCACAUAAAUCCAGUCAUCGUCAUCAUCACAAUAGAAACACCACCAGCACACCCAGCGGCCGCAUCACCAAGCACGCCGCACCACCAGCGACGGAUUCCAGGGCAUCCCGGGGCACAAAGCGGCGGUUCGAUUCAUCCUCCGGCGUGCAGAGCUCGCCGCUAUCGCGCACCGUGCUGGCCUCGAACAAAUCAAACUCAAACUCAAACUCGAAUACAUACACGGAGCGCGGUGGCGAUCUUCUACUCGCGUCUACGCCGUCGCGCCGCGGCCGUAAUAAUAGAGGAGGGGCGGAGAACAGCAGUCCGGUGCGCACGCCCGGCGGCUCCGCGCGCAAGUGUGGCGUCGAUGGGUUCAUAUGUGACCGCGACUUCUGCUUCACGUGUUGUAAAUAGAGCGAGCAUUUAACCCCUUAGCUACCUACCUACCUACCUAGCUAGGUAGUAGACACGAGGGGAAAAAAAAAGUAAAUAUGACGAUCGGUGUCAAUAGUUAUAGAAUACGGGGAUUAGAUAAUUAGAUUAUUAGGUACAUAUGUAGGUAGUGAGUGAGUGAGUGAUGGUUACAUACCAUGUACCUACCCACCUACCUACCUACCUAAGUGCCUUCGUACGGCUGGCUACCUAGGCAGUCAAACGAAGGCUACAUACAUGUACAUAGACGUUGAACAAGAAAGUGGUCUAAACCGACUUUUAGAUAUUAGAUAGAUAUUAGAUAGAUAGAUACAUGGUAUGUAUAAAGCUAGGGACAACAUUAUGAGAGGGUAUUUAUGUAGAAGACAAGACGCGAUCGUAGGGUAAAUUAGAUACAGAUAUCUGACCUAUGUAUAUGUAGGUUUGUAGAUACCGGGUAACAGAUGCUUAGA